Molecule: messenger RNA, 1676 nt
Organism: Biomphalaria glabrata
Lineage: Eukaryota; Metazoa; Mollusca; Gastropoda; Planorbidae
Product: myosin-16-like
Exons: 5
Coding region: 298-999 (233 amino acids)
Source: RefSeq, a predicted model, not a curated record
CUUUCUACCUGGAUGACUUUUAUGUGUCAGUGACUACACGAAAAUCUCUAUCCAAUGACGUCAGUAGACUUACGCCAGCUUUAUAUCCAGCCCCAAAUAACAGACAUUAGCAAGCACAUUAGAACCUUAUUAGGGAUAAGAACUUGAUGAACUGUUUGCUUUAUUUCCCAAAGAGUUUGGAAUAGUUUCUUUUAUAAGAAGUCACUAAUUGGAUAUUUUAUUUCUUAGCUUGAGUUUAAAAUUGUUGAAUACAAAGUUGAUUUUGUGUAAACCAGAGGAAGGGCGUUGACAGUUGCAAUGGAUGAAGCUCUUCACAAUAAAGAAACAUCAAACUUAGAAAAUACAAAUAUCGUUUGUUGGAAACGUCUCUAUAGCAAAACCGACACGUUCUUAGAGUCUACGGUACUGAAUCCUUCACCACAACAUCUUUUUGUAACACAAAUCUCUUUAAAAGAGAAAUACUUACUAUGCUCCCUUGAGGAUGAUUCUUCAUUGACAGAUGUAGAAAGCCUUAACAAUUCCCUGGAACAGUCAAUAUCAGUAGCAGCCACAGCUCGGAGUCAUGAAGAAAUCUUUCAAGAGCUGGAAAGUCAACUUCAAAACAUGGAAGCUCGCCAUCAGAAAGAAAUGAUGGAAUUAAAACAUCAACACGAAAUGCACAUCAUAGAAUUGGAGAGCACGCUGACAACAAAACUCAAAUCUCUGGAGACUGAAAGUUCACUUCGAGAACGUCUGCACGAGGAGGAAAUGAAAGAAUUGAGAAGACAACUCGAGAAACAGCAGGUACAGUCUCAGCUGGAUUUAGGUGCAAUGAAGCACAAAUAUUCACUGGACACUUCACACUAUCAGUCGUGUAUAGAAAACCUGCAGAGUAGACUGUUAGUCAAAGAACUAGAACAUCAGUUACAAAUGAAAGAAUUAGAAAGUCAGUUAAGAAAACAGUUCGCACUGGAGAAGAAAAAACUACGAAAAGCAAACAAAUCCAAGAACAGAAAAUGAUAGCAAUUUAUUGUUUGUGUAAUCUGGACUUCUUUCUUUGAAAUCUUCUAUUCCAUUUUAAAUGUUCAGAUUUGUGUGUGUGUAUUAUUCUUUCAUCAGAAUGAUUUCAAUGUUUCUAAGUCUUUCUUUAAAUGAUCAAUUCACUGUUCGAAGCAUUCUACUCUUAAAUGUUAAAAGUUAUGCAUUUAUUUUCACGCGUGAAGAUCUAGUGUAUACAACACAAAAAGCAUUCAAAAAUUAUGUAUCUUUUGAAUGACUUUGAUUGUUAUUUGUACAUUAACAAAUGGAUGCACUAAAGACGACUGUGUGAAAUGUUUCUUGUAUUUAUGACUGUACAUUUGUUUACAAAUUGAAGGCUAGUCUUGGAACUGAAUGACAGUUGAAUGCUGAACUAUUGUUGCCAAUGCAUAUAAGUUAGGAGCUAUUCUUUGUCAUUACCUACUGGCAAGAAUUUCGCCCUUAAUUCCACGGAGCUUUCCUAAUCAAAUAUUGAGAUUGUCUUCCCAACACCUUAACGCCAUAAAACAAAACAUUUUUCAUAUAUUUGUAUUAUUCUUAAUUUUAGAGUCAAUAUGGAUGUACAGUAUGAGUGUACUAAGUUUUUAAUGGUAUGAUUUCAUUGGUUUAAAUUAAAUUUAAUGACACCGAAUUGUUGUGUUAAUAAAGAUUGUUAUUCC